AUGAUGUUCAGAACCUACGGUCGCCGGGGUCGUGGCUUGGGCCGGAGUUGCUCGUCCAGUGGCUUUUCCGAUGGAGUUUCGGGAUCGUCUUCCCAAGAAUUCUCGCAGGAUGUUUACGAUUUCUCGUUUCCGUCCGAUCCGUACGAUUUCGACCCGUCUCAGGAUUCGGGGCGAUCGGCGGCGUUUCUGCCGCCAAGGAAGGAAGGGGAUGAGUUUCGUAACUCGAAGAAAUUGAAGGUAAUUGGAGCCGGUUCAAGGGCCUCCGAUGAAAUUUUUUUGCAAGAAUCGAAGAAAUUCGGGAUUUUGAGGAUUUCUGGUGAAGGGGGUUCGCAGAGAUCGAGGGUGAUGAAGAAGGUCAAUACCGAUCCUUUUGAUUAUGAUUCAUCGCAAGAGGUGGACGAUUUGGGUGUGCGGCCUCGGAGGAAGGGCGGGGAGGGUAGUGUGUUUGAAUUUUCCGAGGAUAGUGUGCUUGUGGGGAAGUCCAAGAAUGUUGAUAAUGGUUCUUAUGGCCUCAACUCUUCUCAGGAGUUGACUGACUUGGGUAUUUCUCAGUCAAGAAAUCCCGAAAGCCAAGGUGAUGGCUGGGACCUUGGUGGGGAUUUUGGGAAAUCCAGGAAAAGGGACAGGGGUGAGGUUAAUCCAGAUCCAUAUGAUUAUAAUUCACCGCAGGAGUUGGAGGAACAUGUGGUUCCACCUCAAAGCAAGGUCAGGGAUGAUAAGGUUUUUGAUUUCUCAGAGGAUGGGGAUUUAUGGGAAUCGAAGAAGUCGAAGAAUCUCGAUCUUGAUUCAUUUACGUUAGAUUCCUCUCAAGAGUUGGGUAAUUUGGGUACUUCUAAGUCGAGAAAACAUGAAAACAAUGGUGAUCGUCGGGGUUUUGGGGGGGUUUCUGGAAAAUCUAAGAAGAAAAAUAUGGAUGAGAAUGGGAAAUUGCAUAGGAAAAAGAAUAAGAAAAAGAUGAAGUCAAAGGAGUCAGAGCCAAGUUAUGUUGAGCUUACUGCUACACUUAUGGAGACUCAAGAGUCUGGGGAGAUGAUGGAGCAUGAAGAUGAGGUGAAUUUUGCGUUGGAUGGGCUGAAGAAGGGGCAACCAGUGGCAGUUCAUAGGGCGAGCCUUCUGUCAUUGCUAACAAUUUGUGGAUCAGCGCAGCAGAGGCGGCUUUUGAAAGUGCAUGGGAUGGCUGAAAUUAUCCUCGAUGCUGUUUUGGGACUCACUUUUGAUGAUAUGCCAUGUAACGUUGCUGCUGCAGCUUUAGUUUAUGUUCUGACGGUUGACGGUCAAAAUGAUUAUCUUCUGGAUUCACCAAGCUGCAUCCAUUUUCUAAUAAAAAUGUUGAAACCACUUUCACCAAGCGUUGUCAAGGAAAAAGCUCUACCUGUUGGUAGCAAGCUUCUAAGCCUGUGCAGGAGUGUCGGUUUGUUACAGGAGCCAGCCAAGGGAACAGAUUCUAGCUCUACUGCAAUCAUGCUCCAGGUUCGGGAGAUCCUUGUCAAUUGCAAGGAAAUGAAGUCCAGAGAUGACAGUCAUGGUGGGGUAGAAGAACCAGAGUUGAAUCCUAAAUGGAUUAGUUUGCUUACAAUGGAGAAAGCGUGCUCAUCUCGUAUCUCUAUUGAAGACACGACUGGCAUACGGAAAACUGGGGGCAAGUUCAAGGAGAAACUGAGAAUUUUCGGGGGACUUGAUUCAGUCUUUGAAGUGGCAAGGAAAUGCCAUUCCGUGCUUGAGGAAUGGUCGGAGAAGAGCCCUACUUUUGCACUGGAUUCAAGAGAGAUCUCGGGCCUAGAAAGCCUAGUACUGCUUUUAAAAUGUCUAAAAAUCAUGGAAAAUGCGCUUUUCCUUAGCAAUGAUAAUCAGCGCCAUUCGCUUGAGAUGAAAGGAAGUUUUGAUGGUCAACGAGCUCCCCGUUCUUUCACAAAGCUUGUUCUGAGUGUCAUUAAAAUUCUCUCAGGUAUCAAGUAUGGCCUUUCUGGCUUAGGUUUAACUUCUCAGGAAAGUUUUACCCAGCUCGACGGGAUCAGAUCGAGCGCGGGACCCACUCAAUGUUCCGCUGAUGCCCUGUUGCUUAAGCUGAGAGCCGAAUCCUCCAAAUCAGGAAUGUGUGGCGGGACAUCAAGGGAAUCGGAUAGGAUGGUCCGCACGAGUGGUAAUUCAGGAAUCGACGGUCAGGAUCCUUUUAUGUUUGACGAGGAUGACUGUGAGCCCUCAAAGUGGGACGUAAUGUCGGGAAGCUCGAAUAAGCCGUUGUCCCAAGGUAACAGGCAAAGUGGGAGUCGAUUUGGAUUUGAGAGUCACCCUGUUCUUGUGGCUAGCCAGCAAGAAUCGAAUGAUGUAGGGUAUCGUCAUUCGCAGGAGGCUUCUUGUUCUUCGGCUGUUGACGAUGAUAAUAAGUCUAAUCUCCUGGCGGAUUGUCUACUCACGGCUGUCAAGGUUCUUAUGAACUUGACGAACGACAACCCUGAUGGCUGUCGGCAAAUUGCCACCUGUGGGGGAUUAGAAAUAUUGUCUUCUCUGAUUGCCGGUCAUUUUUCGUCAUUUAGAACUUGUUUGCCGCAUUCUGAUGAUGCUAGGGACAGUAGCUCAUCAUCUAAAUCGAGUCCUAAGAGCAGUACACCCCUCACUGAUCGAGAGCUAGAUUUCCUCGUUGCUCUUUUGGGUUUGCUUGUGAAUUUGGUGGAGAAAGAUAGUCGGAACAGAUCUCGGCUUGCAGCGGCUACUGUUUCAUUACCAAACCCGGAAGGUUCGGCCUCGAAAGAUCAAAGUGAUAUUAUUUCUCUACUGUGCUCAAUCUUUUUGGCUAAUCAAAGCAACACUGAUGCCACUGGAGAGGAGACAUAUUUGUCUUGGGAGGACGAAGAGUCUAUAUUACAGGGGGAGAAAGAAGCCGAGAAAAUGAUCGUGGAAGCUUAUGCAGCUCUCCUUCUUGCCUUCCUUUCAACAGAAAGCCAAAACGUACGCAAUGCAAUUUCAGAUUGUCUGCCCAAUCACAACUUGAGAGCACUCGUCCCAGUACUGGAGAGAUUUCUGGAAUUUCAUAUGACACUGAACAUGAUAUCACCAGAGACUCACAGUGUUGUUCUUGAAGUCAUAGAAUCAUGUAGAAUACCAUAA
This is a messenger RNA of Striga hermonthica, 3105 nucleotides long. NCBI's taxonomy places the organism in Eukaryota, Viridiplantae, Streptophyta, Magnoliopsida, Lamiales, Orobanchaceae. The record is from the annotation of a GenBank genome assembly.